Lachancea sp. 'fantastica' is the source of this 1401-nucleotide messenger RNA. The record is from the annotation of a GenBank genome assembly. Lineage: Eukaryota; Fungi; Ascomycota; Saccharomycetes; Saccharomycetales; Saccharomycetaceae.
AUGUUGGUGGGCGCUAUUUUCCUAUCAGGACUCUAUGCAGUCGAUGCAGUCGCUAUUCCCAAGAAUCUGAAGGCCGACCUGUUUAACAUCGGAACCCAGGAGCACCUUUUCCCAUUUCUGGCGGGCUCUGGGCCAUAUUUUCCAUAUCCCGAGAGCUAUGGAAUUCCGAUAGAACCACCUUCCGGAUGCGAACUUUCACAGAUCCAGCUUCUUGCUCGACACGGAGAGAGAUAUCCGUCCAAAAGCAAGGGCAAGAAGCUCAUCAAGACUUGGAACAAGAUCCAAAGUUACGCAAACAAUUUCAAUGGAUCGCUAUCGUUUAUCGACGAGGACUACGAGUUUUUCAUCCAAAACCUUGACGAUUUGGAAAUGGAAACUACUGUGCAAAACUCUGUUAAUGCUAUCAAUCCAUACACAGGCGAGAUGGACGCAAAGAAACACGCCCAGGAAUUUGUGGCCCAGUACGCCGACUUUUUGGAGGCCAAUCGCGAAUUUGCUGUGUUUGCCGCUAGCUCCAAGAGAGUUCACGACACCGCUCAAUACUUCAUCGAUAGUCUGGGCGAUAAGUUUAAUGUCUCGCUUAAUGUUGUGAGCGAAGACCCCAGUUCCGGCGCCAAUACUUUAUCACCAGGAUAUGCUUGUCCUGCAUGGAAUCCAGACGAAAAUGAUGACAUCCUUGGUAACUACUCGACUGCUUACUUGAAAGAGCUGGCGGGAAAGCUCAAUAAAGAAAAUCGCGGUUUGAAUUUGACGACAUCAGACGCUUAUAACCUCUUCGACUGGUGUGCUUUUGAAUUGAAUGCUCGUGGCUACAGUGAAAUUUGCAAUGUGUUUACUGCGGAGGAACUUAUUCACUAUUCCUACUACAACGAUCUUGAAGCUUUCUACCAAGACGGGCCCGGUUACCCAUUAAUUCAAGCUGUCGGGGCCCUCUAUUUCAAUGCUUCGGUCAAACUCCUCAAACAAAGCGAAAAGCUCGAUCAAAAGGUUUGGUUGAGUUUCACUCACGAUACUGACAUCCUCAACUACUUGACCACUGUCGGUUUGUUUGACAACGGUAAAAACCUAGAUCCAUCUCGCAUCCCAUUCACCGAUCAGGUCUUCCACAAGUCGUGGUUGAUUCCACAAGGUGCCAGAGUCUACACACAAAAGUAUCAGUGUAGCAACGAUUCUUACGUCAGAUAUGUGGUCAACGACGCGGUGAUUCCAUUAAAGAAUUGCUCAGAUGGGCCCGGUUUUUCAUGCAAGGCUGAAGAAUUCUACGAAUACGCCGAAAAGAGAGUCGCAAACCAGGACUUUUUCGAGGCUUGUAACGUUUCUAGCGUCAGUAACACCACUGAGCUAACUUUCUUCUGGGACUGGAAUACUACUCACUACAAUGCAACUUUGCUUGACGAGUGA